CAUUAAAUGCAACCGUCUGAUUUAGGCUCAACAGAUUCACAGGGAACACUUCACUAAUGUCCCGGACACACCGCACGAGUUUCCUGACGUCCAUGAACCCGGGGGGUCUGGAGCUGCUGAGGACCAAGAAUCUCAAAUGAAGCCUUCCAAGCGGAAGAGAAUGUCACCAUUACAAACUUCGAAUCGUCUCACUCGUUCAAUGUCAAGCGGACACAAGAAAUCUCAAGGAGAUCACAAAGCAGAGCGGACUGCGCCAGGUCGCGGCCGGAAGCGGAAAGUCCUCGACCUUAAAGAUGGUGGUAGCGACCAUGGAUCAGCAAGCUCUGGCGCUAGUACCGCCGCCAAACCCCUCCAAUUCACUAGCACUAAUGGGUCACGGGCUUCUUCUAUCGUGUCCUCUGCACCAAGUGAUUCAUCUUCAAUCCAACGCCCCCCUAUUCCCCCGCCGCUCUUCCAUGCACAUGGUGCUAUGCAUCACCGUCAUCGACCGCCACUUCUACCUUCUGUGCCAGUCCAGACCCACAAUACCAAGAUGGUAUCUCCAGAGCCUUCCCACAACCCUGAGCGUCAAAAGGACCAUUCUUCGAUUUCAGUACCGCCGCGUGCUCCCUCUUCCAGCGUUCAGCGUCUUGCUGCGUCGAUAAGUUCACCUGUCACUCGCUCUAACUGUCGAUUCCAUAAAGUCAGUCUACCCAAAGAGGAAGGUGGGCCAAGAGUAUGCUUCGUGGUACCCGGUUGCUCUCUUGGUGACAAGGAGCUGAUGGACGAAGAGGAGAUACAAGACCAUGGUCCAGCAACUUAUGAGGACUAUCCCCGCUUGGUGGGCAAUAUCGAGGCCUUGGAAUUCAAUCCCUAUCUGAUCGGCAUCUUGCGGCAACUAGUUGGAGUGGACCUGAUUCGGGAAAACGAGGUAUUCUUCCUGCUCCAACCUGGGGAGGAAGCACAAUACAAGAAGAAGGGCCGAAAAUCAACCACAGGAUCAAAGCUUUCCGCAUCCCUAUCGCUGAGUGCUUCCACUUCGCCACAAUUUUCAGUGGCGUCGCGGCGUUCACCCGCGACAUCGAUCUCGCGGCCACCUGUUUCCACCGCAGGAUCUAUUGCAACAUCAUUUGGCUCGUCCUUGUCUGACAUGCAGCUAUACAAGUACACAUCCUCAUUAUUCUCAGCGUCAGGUGAAGAGCUGUCGGAUGAAGAAGGCAGUUUUCUCAAGCUUAAACGUCGACGAAAGGAAUCUGUUUCUGAUAAAGAAACCCAUGCCAACGUAAAAGGGGACAAUGUCCCUCAAGAUCCACUAUCGAAAGGUCCGCAGCGAUUGACCAACAUCCUGAGACGGAGACGGAGCAAACGACAAAGUGCGGACUCAGCUGCGUACAAGCCUCAUACUGAAGAUCUAGAGGGCUCUGAUAGUGGAGCAGAUGGAUUAGGCAAGGAUCGUCGCAAGACCAAAAAGAUCAGAGGGAAAAAGCGGUCUCUUGUAGCAGAUGAAGAACAAGACCCGCAAGCCAAGAGACAGAAGCAGGUCCCCACUGAAUGAAAGCAUUUUGGUAUCUUUAUGUUCAUAUUUUGUCCUCGCCACGCAUCCAUCUUCAUUUGUUUCUAUAGUACACUUUGUUA
Molecule: messenger RNA, 1614 nt
Organism: Suillus subaureus
Lineage: Eukaryota; Fungi; Basidiomycota; Agaricomycetes; Boletales; Suillaceae
Exons: 1
Coding region: 137-1534 (465 amino acids)
Source: RefSeq, a predicted model, not a curated record